Acanthochromis polyacanthus (spiny chromis) is the source of this 2494-nucleotide messenger RNA. RefSeq names its product canopy FGF signaling regulator 2 (gene cnpy2). The coding region runs from base 163 to 843 and encodes 226 amino acids. The transcript has 5 exons. The record is from RefSeq and is a predicted model, not a curated record. Gene Ontology annotation, cellular component: endoplasmic reticulum. NCBI's taxonomy places the organism in Eukaryota, Metazoa, Chordata, Actinopteri, Pomacentridae.
AUAAUUGUGUUACUCAAUAAUUUGCAUCCCUCGCGGACCUGAGCGGCUUGUGCUGAAAUCUUCCUGUUCGCGUGAGGGCGCUGUCCGAUCAAGUCUCGCGCUCCAACAUCCUGUCCGGUGCUCCGCUGCUACGUCACCACAUUUCACGAUUGAUGGCAGAGCAUGGGGGACCGUGAAGCACCGAGAAACGCCGCCGGUACCAGACGCAUAAUGAGGAAAGCUGCUCUCCUGCUCGUUUCGUGGGUGUUCGCUUGUCUCCUGCUGAGCUGCUGUCAGGCGGCCAGGCAGGGUCAGGACGUCCGGUGUGGAGGUAAACGGGCUGCAUGUUCCUCUGUGGCUGCAGUGUUCGUCCAGAGCUCAGUGCUAACGUGUCUCCUGCUGCUGUCAGCCUGCAGGGCUCUGGUGGAUGAGAUGGAGUGGGCCAUCUCCCAGGUGGACCCCAAGAAGAUGAUCCAGACCGGGUCCUUCAGGAUCAACCCGGACGGCAGCCAGUCCAUCAGGGAGGUUCCUCUGGCUCGCUCUGAGGGAAACCUGCUGGACCUGAUGGAGAGCGUUUGUGAGAGGAUGGAGGACUACGGUGAGCAAAUAGAUUCUUCCACCAGCAGGAAGUCUUACAUCAGGAUCAAGUCUCGGAGCGGCGAGGCCAUGGACCUGUCAGAGGCCUCACUGGAUUCAAGAGUCACAAGCAGUUUAAAGUUUGCAUGUGAAACAAUCGUUGAACAGCAUGAGGAUGAAAUCAUUGAAUUCUUCGCUCAUGAAACGGAUAAUGUUAAAGACAAGCUCUGCAGUAAGAGGACAGACCUCUGUGAUCACGCUCUGAAAAUGCCCCAUGAUGAACUUUGAUAUCGUUUCUCCAGAGCCGCCGUCUCUGCUGAGAAAGUUUGUGCUGUACUGUUUUCAUUUGUCACUUGUUUAUACCAGGACCGUGCUACAAGAUGUAUACAAAUCUUUAUGUAAAAAAAGAAUAGAAACUCUACCUGAAAAUGAUCUUGGAGAACAUAUGGACCACUUUGCCAUUUUUCUGUUUGUUUCUAGUUGUAAUGUUUGGUCACUUGUUCAUGUACUGUAAGUUAUUACACUCAUUCACACUCUGUCUUUCUUAUCAAGGUGCUUGUCUUCCCUUCAGAUGCUCUUCAGACUGAAACUGUGAAACUGAAAAUUGAAGUUAGAAUCCCCAGUAUUUCUUAUAGAAUUCUUUAAGACCAGAAUUGAAUUUGGUCAAGUUGUCCCGCAGCUCAUAUUCCUGCACAAUUCAAAACUCUGUCCUACAGCGAAGUGCUAAGAGCAAAAAGUCUUCUUUUAUUCACAAUGAAUUGACACUCAUACUGCCUGCUCACUGAUAAAAGUGACAUCUGAAGCCAAAUGACGCUUUCAGCUCUGGCUCUAGAAGAGAGUUUUUAAUGCUCACCAAUAUUGUGAGAUCACAGCAUUAACUGAUGCCAGUUCUGAGGAUAUUCUUCAAAGUAAAACAGGAAAUCCUUAAACGUGCAUUGUGUAAAACCAUAAAUAAAUAACACUCAAGGUUUGCCUGUCGUACAGAUGAGAACAUGUGCCUUCAUCACUUAAUGUUUACCAGGUAGUUUCACACUCUUCAAACGCUGAUCCUCCUCCACAGUUUCCUCAUCUGUUUUAGAACUUCACACACUUUUUCUACCACAGAAGUUGUUAAAAGAUUAGCAGCCAAGUCAAAAAAAAGUCUGCUUCUGAAGGUUUUUAUUUUUCAUUAAAUCUUUAAAAAUUCUAAAAGUAAUUUACUUCUUCGUGAAGAAUUUUGAAUUCAAACUUUUUAGCUUCCAGUAGCCCACAGUGACUUUAAAACACAUCACUGAUAAUGACACAUAAACUGCCUGAAUCUGCUCUUAUUUUGAAAUAAAUUGCAAUUUGGUUCACAAAAGUUUGAACUAGAAGGACGUUGAAAUGUGGCAAACAGUAAGGAUUCAUGGGGACUGUAGUCAUGUCUGGAAAAAUAUCCUCCUUUCCUCAUGCUGCUUUACUAAUGUAGAGCAGAAAAAGCAUCCCUGUAUGUUAAAUAAUUUGGUCAGUUGUAAAUUAAUGAGCAGUAGAACACAGAAGUACACUUGAGCCAAAAUUACAUACAGUUUCACCCAGAUAAGAUGUUUUAUUACCUUUUGAGGAAACUGCCAAAACCAGCUGCAGUGACCUCACAUUAUAAGUUGAUUUGAAUAUGAGCAUCAAGAUUAUUGUGAAGUUUAGUUUUCCCAGUAGUGCAAUACAGCUGAACUCUGUUGUAACUCCACUAGAGUGUGCCAUAGUCACCGGCAUGUAAUGCACCUGGUUGGUCCUAAUGCUGUACUGUCCAUGUAGAAGGGUCAGGAGGUAUUUUUGGUGUCAUUUAUGUGAAAAAAAAACCCAACAGAAUUGACUGUCAUGUGAGCAUUGUCCUGAAAUGUCUUUUUUAUAAAAAAAAAUAUUUUGUAUGUUUUCUGAAUCUGCUUUGUCUUCUAUCAAUGGAAAUAUAUUUGUACAACAUCAA